UCUGUGUAUCUGUGCUCCUCAAAUGAUCAGAUCAGAGCUCUUGACCUCAAUCAGAUGCCGCACUCUGAAUUGCAGCAGCUCAUGGCCCUUUAUUACCUGUUUUUUGUUGAGCUACAUAUUGCAUAAUGUUUGUGGAAACGUUUCUGGAUCGACCGGUGGUCCCAGUACACACGGGCUCCCUCUACUGUCGGCGGCACGAGAAAAUUCCAGCUGGUCGCGCUUCCGUGAGGGUUUGCGAAUUCUCCGGUCCGCGUGGAAAACCGCUUAAAAUAACAAAAAGCGAAUCGGGAAUUUGGUGGCCGCCCGUGACGGCAAAGCUGUCUUUCAGCCCACGAAAUCCUGGUCGAAGACCGACCACGGGAGAGAGCUUUGGUUGGUCAUUAUUUGUCUGAUUCGUUUCACCAGGAGAUUCUCCGGAUCGACCAGGCCUUCAUUCCAUCCUCGGGCUCGCGUAUCUCCAUCAUCAAUCGCCUGUCAUGGGGGACACCGGUAGCGAACGCAGCAACGCGUCUCAACUCCCACCUCGUUGCCCUUGUGGAUUCUGGGGAUCGAGUGAAACCAUGAAUCUGUGCUCCAAGUGCUUUGGAGAUGUUCAGAAGAAGCAGCCAGAAGACGACUGCAACGCUAAGUCCCACCCAAACACCAACAGAGACCAAUCCCCAGCAUUUGACCAUGAGACAAGCAGUAGUAAUAGCCAAUCAUCAUCCUCAGAUCCAGUAGUCCCAGACAUGCCAUCCAGUGAGGCUGUGCCUGCCCCAAAUCCCAGCCCUCCAGAGGAAUCCUCCAGCACAGACUCUACCCACAGCAUUCUACACACGCCCACCAAACGCACCUGUGACUCAGACUGUGGCUCUGAGAGCGAUGUCUCCCCAGAAAAGAAAGCUUGUCUUGGGGAGGGCUUAAGUGAAGGAGAGGGCUCCAGAGUAGGAUCCAAGCAGAAGAGGCGUAGACGUUGCCAUCGCUGCCACAUCAAACUGGAACUGGUGCAGCAAGAGCUGGGGUCCUGCCGCUGUGGUUAUGUCUUCUGCAUGCUGCACCGGUUGCCGGAGCAACACGACUGCAUGUUCGACCACCUGGGCCGCGGCCGUGAGGAAGCGGUGCUGAAGAUGGUGAAGCUGGACCGCAAGGUGGGCCGAUCGUGCCAGCGAAUCGGAGAGGAAUGCUCCUGAGUCCACGCCCAUAGUGGGAGGAGAUUGAACAUUAAGGGGGAGGGCAGAGGAACAGGGGGGUGGUGUGGGUUUGAGGCGGUAUUGUUUGAGACUCUCUGAGCAGCCCCUACGCUGCAAGUCCACUGCAGGGCUGGGACCCAUGGACUGGACCUAUCUCUUGCAGAGGUGCAGAACUGUCCACUUCACUGUAGUAGGCUACACCUGCGCUUCCAGCCAGCAGGGUUGUGUGGGGGGCAUACUCACCGGAGCUGCUCCAUGCCUUAAUGCACAGGGGUGAGGGACGAGCCCCUGUCCUCUUCCAAUCUCUUGUCUGUCUGUCUCUCUCUCUUUCUCUCUCUCUCUCCCCCACACACUUCUUCGAUGGCUCCGCCCAAUCAUCUUACCUCUGGAAUGACUCCCACUGACCCUGAAGGCUUUUAGAACAUGCUCAGGGGUCAGGACAUGAUGACCCCUAACCUUUUGGUCCAGGAGAUCGUACUGCCCUGUGACUACCAGGCUUUGUGUGUGUGUGUGUGUGUGUGUGUGUGUGUGUGUGUGUGUGUGUGUGUCGCACUAAGAGGAUGAUGCUAUAUAAUUUUUAGGGUCAAACUCUUAUUCAGUGACUGUGAGUUGAGACGUCCUUUAAGAGUCAUGUUGCCGGGAGCAACAAGGGCCACCCUGGCUCCUCCUGGCGCAAUGGACUGAUCGCUCUGCAGUGCUGUGUCUCGUUCCUCUUCUUCUCUCUCUUUCUCACAGCCGAUCCCACUCUCACUCACAUCCUUCCUACAUCGAGGAGAGGGCUGAAGAGUACAAGGAUAUUUUCUUUAUCUGAUUUGACAUUGAACAUUUUUAUUUUAUCACAGUCACAAUGAUGAGGCCCCAGUUGAUGUGUGUUCCAAGUCAAAAACUGCUAACUUUAUUUAAACCUGUAAUGUUACCUUUACUCCUACCAUGAUCCCCAUCUGUGCGGGACUGUGUAUGUAGUUAGAAGUUUGAAAAAAGAGCUUAAUCCUGUUUGAUUUGAUCGUGAUUGAGUUUGGGGGGUGGGGUGGAGGGUAAAUAAAGCUGAUUGGCUCAG
This is a messenger RNA of Alosa alosa (allis shad), 2226 nucleotides long. RefSeq names its product AN1-type zinc finger protein 3 homolog. The transcript has 6 exons. Bases 477 to 1169 code for a protein of 230 amino acids. Gene Ontology annotation, molecular function: zinc ion binding; DNA binding. Lineage: Eukaryota; Metazoa; Chordata; Actinopteri; Clupeiformes; Clupeidae. The record is from RefSeq and is a predicted model, not a curated record.